GUGGGGGCGGGUAAGGGCGGGGAGGCUGGGGUGUGGAAAGUGUGGCGGCCCCGCCCCGUCUCUUGGAACUGCCGCGGCCGCCACCGCCGCCGCCGGCGCCGCUGCUGUAGGGGACCAGCGCGGGUGCGCAGACGAAAGGCGCUCUUUGCCAGCUGAAAGUUCCCACGGAAAAACUACCAUCUCCCCAGCCCACCAUGGCAGACGAAAUUGAUUUCACUACUGGAGAUGCCGGGGCUUCCAGCACUUACCCUAUGCAGUGCUCGGCCUUGCGCAAAAACGGCUUCGUGGUGCUCAAAGGACGACCAUGCAAAAUAGUGGAGAUGUCAACUUCUAAAACUGGAAAGCAUGGUCAUGCCAAGGUUCACCUUGUUGGAAUUGAUAUUUUCACGGGCAAAAAAUAUGAAGAUAUUUGUCCUUCUACUCACAACAUGGAUGUUCCAAAUAUUAAGAGAAAUGAUUAUCAACUGAUAUGCAUUCAAGAUGGUUACCUUUCCCUGCUGACAGAAACUGGUGAAGUUCGUGAGGAUCUUAAACUGCCAGAAGGUGAACUAGGCAAAGAAAUAGAAGGAAAAUACAAUGCAGGUGAAGAUGUACAGGUGUCUGUCAUGUGUGCAAUGAGUGAAGAAUAUGCUGUAGCCAUAAAACCCUGCAAAUAAAUGGAAACAUCAGGCAUGAACACUGUUUAGGUCUGAAUCAACUGCAGAUCUAAUUUGGCUCUAAGUUGUCACCAAAGCUAUAGCCUUCAUAAGCAACCUCAUUUCUUUUUUUAAUUGUUUUCAGAUUGUGCUGGGUUAGUUUUGCAAGCAAUUGAUAAUUUUUAAAAAAUUAUCAAUAUGUAUAAUUUUUUUUUGAAUUUUGUAGGUAUGUUUCCUAUAAUAUUCCUGUGGUUUUCAGUAUGUCAGUCCAAGAAACAAACAAGAUAGCUUCAGCAGAUGUGAUUUGUCUGAGCAAAUCAUUCCUGUGUUUUAGUUAAAUGAUAAACCAGGGUUUUAAAUCAAACAAUGUAGCAUAAAGUGGUAUUGAAGUACCACAUUUAAGUUGAACUGCUCUGCAUUAAUUACAGAUUUAAUAUAAAAUGAACUGAUUAUAUAUUGGAAUUGUUGCAGUUUCAGCCUGUGUAGGGCAAACACAAAUCCUUAAACAAAAAUCAUGUUAUCAAAAAGUGUCAGUUAUUUUGGUGGCCACAUGCAACCACGUGAUUACUUUGGUCAUACUAUUUACCAAAUUAUUGGCAAACUUGAUGUAACCUUAUAUGGUGGUUUUAGUCCCUUCUUAUGGUUGGCAGAAGGGCACUGAACUGUUGGGUGAAAGUUAGCAAAUAAGAUUAUAAGGAACACACAAAAGACAGUGGCAAAGAGCGUUGAUUAAAUCUAUGCGUUUUUAUAUGAGGACUUUGUAAGUCAGCAUAAAAAUUAAAAGUUGUUUCUCAGUUGUUUUUGCUUUUAACUUUGCCCUCAACAUUUAAAGGGAGUGGUCUGAUUUAUAGGAUACUAUGCAAUGCUUGUUUUCCAACCAUGUUGAAAAAAAUAUUAAUAUUUAUCAGUAAAUACUCCUUUCCAACUUUUUCUUUUUUUUUUCUUUUCUUUUUUUUUUUGAGACUGAGUCUCACUCCAUCAGCCAGGCUGGAGUGCAGUGGUGCAAUCUCGGCUCACUGCAACCUCUGCCUCCUGCAUUCAAGGAAUUCUCCUGCCUCAGCCUCCCAAGUAGCUGGGACUACAGGUGCACGCCACCAUGCCCAGCUAAUUUUUUUUGUAUUUUUUAGUAGAGAUGGGGUUUCAUCAUGUUGUCUAGGCUGGUCUUGAACUCCUGAUCUCAGGUGAUCCACCUGCCUCAGCCUCCCAAAGUGCUAGGAUUACAGGCAUGAAUCACCACACCCGGCCCCUUUCCAACCAUUUUUAAGUAGAUUUUUUGACGUUAAUGUAUUUAUUAAACAAAAACUGAGAAUUCCUUAAAUUGAUUUGGAAUUUUUGUUAAUUUUAUGUCCUUUUUUUCCUAAAGUGAAUUGAAUCAUGGAAGCAGCAUGACUUCAUAUGAAUAUUAUUAUUUAAGUUAUUUUAAGUAUAUGCAGUUUUUCUGAUUGUUGUGUGACUUAACUCAGUUGCUGGUGUGAAAUAUAACUAGCAAAUAAUUCUAUAAACUGAAUUAUUUUAAAAGGUAUUUCAGGUAACACCACUGCAUUUCUAUUUAAUCUUUUGAGUCAUAUGUAUAUUAUUUCCAGAAUUUUAGACAUUAUUACAGGGUUUGUGAGGACCUUUGACUCAAUAACAAUCAUCAUAUUGGAGCAAAACACAGAACAAAAUCACUAUCUCAGAAAUACCUUAAUUCUCUAUGACUGGCUCUUAGACCUCUCCCAUCAUGCCUUGACCUCUAAAAAGCCCUUUGUUCCUAUCUUCUAAAGGAAAGUAUAUCAUAUAUGAUGAUGUAACUGAUCUAAUCAGCGACUGGGAAUAGCAUUAGUAACAGAAGAUCCCAAGUUUUAGUUGCUUAAUUUGUACACACUUUUAAAUAUUGUCUUAGCCUCAGCAAACCCAUUUGGGGAAGAAGCAAGAUACUUUAAGAGAAAUACAAAGGAAAUUUCUAAAGCACAAGAAAUAGUGAGGUAGUAGUUAGUCGUUUUUCCUAUAACAUUUUAGCUUUUGCCCAUCUAAAGCACAAUUAAAAUUAGGCGACAUUCUUUCCAGUAUUCUAUUUAAGUACCUACUACAUACUGCUCUAGUUUCUUAGUACUCUGUAAUGUGUAUCUUAAUUGCUACUGGUUGGCAUUGUAACUCAUAGGAAUUCCAGAAAAUUAUUAACCUGUGCUGCUUGCAGGUCAUUCAUAUGGCCCCUCUUAACCAUGCUGGUGUUAUGAUUUAGUAUUAACUCUCAAUUAGCAUGCCCCUGUUCUUCCUAACUUGUAAAAUUUCACAUAAAUAUAUUUUCAAUUGUGUACAAAUUAAGGGUGUACAAAUUAUAAUAAUGCAUCUCUAUCUUCAUACUUUGGCAAAUGCUAUUUAUGCAUAAAUAUUUUCAUUUUAAGUAAUAUUUGUAAAUACUCAAUAUGUAAGUAUAGAUUUUAAAGAUAUGGGACUUUAUUUUCACAUAAGUCAAUAGAUGUCUCUCUAGAACAAAAUAUUUAGUAAAGCUUUAUAAAUUAUAUUAAAAGGAAGCAGGGAACAUGUAUUUUUUAACAUAGAACAGAAGUGACUUCAUUCUUUUUAGACAUCAGAAAUGUUAAAGUUGAUUCCCAAUAUUUGUUGUACUUUUUUGUAGCAAAUGUUAAAAAUCACAAGUUACCAUGUAUAGAAUGUGGACUGUCAUGUUGAUAGAUUGUACAGUGAUAAGCCAUUUUUAUCUGUAUACAUUUCACCAAUUUAUUAACAGGUUGAAUAUUUGUUUCUUUUUAGAACAUUUUAUUUAUACUGUGAAGACUUUGUUAUACCUUAUUUGCUACAACAUAGAUCAUAUCAUUGCUACUUUGACUUGGCAUUUGCAUCAUAAACAUAAUUAUGAUGUUUUUCUCAUGCUACCUUCCAGGGGCUCAGUCACUUGAAGAAACUGUUGCUAACCGAGCUCUUGACUCUGUUUCCCUUAAUGAUACAAGUCUCUGUACCAGCGCUUUAUGUUAAUUACCAAAACUCUCCUGCAGUCAGAGCAUGAUAUCUAUAAUAGGAGACACUGCAAUAAAAUGAUUGGGCUGUAAAA
Molecule: messenger RNA, 3684 nt
Organism: Nomascus leucogenys (northern white-cheeked gibbon)
Lineage: Eukaryota; Metazoa; Chordata; Mammalia; Primates; Hylobatidae
Gene: EIF5A2
Product: eukaryotic translation initiation factor 5A2
Biological process (GO): positive regulation of translational termination; positive regulation of translational elongation
Molecular function (GO): translation elongation factor activity; RNA binding; ribosome binding
Source: RefSeq, a predicted model, not a curated record